Fusarium musae is the source of this 846-nucleotide messenger RNA. RefSeq lists its product as uncharacterized. The transcript has a single exon. Gene Ontology annotation, cellular component: nucleus. NCBI's taxonomy places the organism in Eukaryota, Fungi, Ascomycota, Sordariomycetes, Hypocreales, Nectriaceae. The coding region runs from base 1 to 846 and encodes 281 amino acids. The record is from RefSeq and is a predicted model, not a curated record. Gene Ontology annotation, biological process: mitotic cell cycle; positive regulation of transcription by RNA polymerase II. Gene Ontology annotation, molecular function: RNA polymerase II cis-regulatory region sequence-specific DNA binding; DNA-binding transcription factor activity, RNA polymerase II-specific.
AUGAACAACGCCGCUCCCAACCCGCAGCGGAGAGGCCCCUGGUCACAAUAUGAGGAUGUGUAUCUUAUGGAACUUGUUCGCACACAUGGAGCUCUGAACUGGGUUCGCAUUGCGUCAACCCUGGGAACCAGAACACCAAAGCAGUGCCGCGAGCGCUAUCAUCAAAACCUAAAACCAACACUCAACCACGAACCCAUCACGCCCGAGGAAGGUGCACUAAUCGAACGACUUGUCGCGGACCUCGGGAAACGCUGGGCCGAAAUUGCACGCCGUCUCAAUGGCAGGAGUGAUAAUGCUGUCAAGAACUGGUGGAAUGGUAGCCAAAAUAGACGCAAGCGCACUGAUCGACGACGUGCUGCACAGAAUCAUCAAGAUACCUACCAAUACCCGAACCGCCCCGGACUAUCCAUCUCUACACCAGCCAUGCCCAUGCCCGGAGCACAACUCUCACCCCUAACUGGCACUGCUAUGCGUCACCCCAUGAGUUCAUGGAUUGAGGCUCCCCUUCCCUCGCCAUGCUCUUCCGACUCUGCUGAAUCCGAAAUGGGAUCCAACUAUACCACAUCGCCUUCCCAUCAGACCAUGCAACUCGCUGUGCCCGUCGAACUGCCACCGCUGCGUCACUCAGGCUUGCCAACAGCUGGUGACAGGCUUCCCAGCUUUGACAGAUUGGCUCCUCCUCCCCAUCAUCAUGCGGACAGGCCUGAGUAUCAACCCAGGUUGCCUCCUUUUGCUCCUCAAGCGCAACUCCCCACCGCGCCCAACUCGCCUGUACAGCAGCAGCAGCAAUCGCAAAACCGAAAGACACAAGAUUCCAGGAUGCAUCUCUCGGCCCUCAUGGAUUAA